Messenger RNA from Agrilus planipennis (emerald ash borer), 1457 nucleotides. RefSeq names its product beta-1,3-galactosyltransferase 5-like. The record is from RefSeq and is a predicted model, not a curated record. Gene Ontology annotation, molecular function: hexosyltransferase activity. NCBI's taxonomy places the organism in Eukaryota, Metazoa, Arthropoda, Insecta, Coleoptera, Buprestidae. Bases 83 to 1087 code for a protein of 334 amino acids. The transcript has 2 exons. Gene Ontology annotation, cellular component: membrane.
GUAUUAGCUAGUAUCGGUGGUAACAAUCGUUUCUUCAGUUCAAAAGUGAAUGAUUGUUUUUUAACUAGAAAUCAAUAAAAUAAUGGUAAAAAUGCUGUUUAUAACAUUCGGAAGGCAAUCACUGCAAGUGGUAUUGAUUUUUGUAAUCAGCAGUUCAUUAAUUUGCAUUUCUUCAGUCAAGUGUAUGGCUGAAAUUUUAGCACAAGAUGCGUUUCAACUAAAAAUGUUAAAUACAAACGAACUCCUCAGUUCAGCAGGUAAAUCAAUCUUAUUAAAAUCCAUGUACGAAGAGGGUCAAAUCAACGUAAAAGAAUUUGAUUGCGGAAAUCCAUGCAGAAACAUUACGUUAUUGGUAAUGGUUAUUUCGUCAGUAGAACAUACAAGGAAUCGAAUGGUUAUAAGAUUGACAUGGGGCCACUGGACCUUACGAAAAGAUGUUAUGGUAGUCUUUGUGGUUGGUCGUAGCUCCAAUGACUCAGUUCAGUUGGAAAUAAAAAAAGAACAAUAUCUGUAUCAAGAUGUAAUUCAAGGAUAUUUCGUAGACGCAUACAACAAUCUUACACUGAAAACUGUAUUCAUGUUGGAAUGGAUAACUGUGAAAUGCCCAAAUGCAACGUUUGUAUUAAAGACUGACGAUGACGUUUUCAUUAACAUUCCACGGUUACUGAAGUACCUAGUUGAUCAAAAUUUUACAGAAAGAGCAAUUUAUGGCAAAAUAGCUAAAUAUUGGAAACCUUCUCGAGAUCAAAGGUCGAAACAUUAUGUGUCCUUUCCAGAAUUUAACGGAACAAUUUAUCCUGAAUUUACAACGGGACCAGCUUACGUGUUUCCCGCGUUUCUCUCACAGGAACUUUUUCAAGCCAGCUUAACUCAUACUUUUUUCAAACUUGAAGAUAUCUUCUUGACUGGAUUCGUCGCCCAAAAUUUAGGAAUUAAACUUGUAAAUUGGCCGGAAUUCUUUAAUAUGAGAUUAUCGAAGUUGGUACCUUGCAAGCUUCAACAAUUAAUAAGUAUUCAUGAGGUUUUCGAAAAACGACAGUUUGAGGCUUGGUUAAAAGUUAACGACAUGUAUGUAAAGUGCAACUGAUGUUAGAAAUAACCUACGGGACAAAUAUGUAAUAAAACCAAAUGUAUAUGUAUGGGUGUUCCUGUGUACCUAUGUGUGUAUGUGUGCAUGUGUAUAUAUAUUACACUGCUCAUGUCACCUUCAUGUUCAGUUACACAGCGUCAAAGUCGUGGUGUAGAUUGUUGGAUGUAGGCCUUAUCUUCACGACGCUACCCGACAUCAAUACGAUAUGCUUACGAUACAGUAAAAAAUUGUAUCAAACUCAUCUUAUGCACAUUUGAUAAUUAUCGCAAACACAGAUAUAACCAACGGCUUGCAUGUGUUUAAAAAGAUGUCGAGUGAAAAAGAGCCCUUAUUAUUUAGUCAUGAAGAAGAAGAAGAGCUUGCCAUG